UCCCCCCCAUCGGAAACCAUAGACGUGGAAACAGCAGCGCCACGCCUGCCAUGACGUUCAACCUGAAAGCUGAAUGACAUCGGCUCAGAGGCGCGGGGCUUAGCAGAGUAUGGAGUAACGAGCAGGAAGGAACGUGGACGUGUGGUAGUAGCUACUAAAGGCACAGGCAACCUAACUUGGACCAAAUUUCAGCAGUUGCGUCUCUGACAUAUAACUUGACAUUUAAAACUAUUCUCAGACGUCGUACGCAAGUGUUUGAAAUACACAAUGGCCGAGAAGAUAACGAUAGAGGAUGGGAAGGCUUCAAAUGGCGAUGCGCAUCUCCAGGAGUCGUUCGCCAACGGACAGUCCGGCGGCCAGCCGAGCAAAGCGCCAGAGCCAAUGGCGCAAAAGUUUAAAAGAAUUGCUUUAGCCAACUUGUUGGUUAUUCUAACCGUAGCUGGGGUUAUCAUUGGAGUGUUAAUUGGGCUUGGUGUGCGUUCGGCGGGACUCAGCAAAGUGCAGAUAAUCUAUUUCGGCUUCCCCGGCGAGCUUCUGAUCCGUCUCCUGAAGAUGAUCAUCAUUCCUCUGGUCGUAUGCAGUCUCGUUUCAGGGGCCGCCAGCAUUGACCCCAAAGCCCUGGGGAAACUGGGCGGCUGGGCGAUGCUGUUCUUCCUGGUGACCACCUUGAUCGCAUCAACCAUCGGCGUAAUCAUGGCAUUUAUCAUCCAACCUGGAGUAGUAACCGGGGCCAAACCCUCCCUCGCUGGUUCCGACGGUGGGGUGAUCCAGGCAAAGGAGGUGAUUGACUCCUUUUUAGACUUGAUCAGAAACAUCUUCCCAAGCAAUCUGGUGUCUGCAGCAUUCCAGUCGUAUGCCACCCACUACAAGCUCAAGGAGGUGAUCAUUAACGGGACCUCCAACUUCACCCUGGAGAAGCUCCCCUAUGGUAAAGAGGUGGACGGCAUGAACAUCCUGGGCCUGGUGGUGUUUGCCAUCGUGUUCGGCGUGGCCCUGAGGAAGUUGGGGGAGGAGGGGGAGAUCCUGAUCCGCUUCUUCAACUCCUUCAACGAGGCCACCAUGGUGCUCGUCUCCUGGAUCAUGUGGUAUGCUCCUCUGGGUAUCAUGUUCCUUGUGGCGGAGAAGAUGGUCCAGAUGGACGACAUCGGGGCGCUCUUCGCCAGCCUGGGCAAGUACAUCGCCAGCUGCAUCAUCGGCCACUUCAUCCACGGCUUCCUGGUGCUGCCCCUCAUCUACUUCGUCAUCACGCGCAAGAACCCCUACACCUUCCUCCUCGGGCUCAUCACCGCCCUCGCCACCGCCUUCGGAACCUCCUCCAGUUCGGCCACACUCCCUCUGAUGAUGCGUUGCGUGGAGGAGCGAGGCGUGUCCAAGCACAUCAGCCGCUUCAUCCUGCCCAUUGGCGCCACGGUCAACAUGGACGGCGCCGCCUGCUUCCAGUGUGUGGCCGCGGUCUUCAUCGCCCAGCUCAACAACGUCUCGCUCAACUUCAUCCAGGUCAUCACCAUCCUAGUGACAGCCACAGCGUCCAGUGUUGGAGCAGCAGGCAUCCCAGCAGGCGGAGUCUUGACCCUGGCCAUCAUCCUGGAGGCCGUGGGCCUGCCCACCCAUGACAUCUCCCUCAUUCUGGCUGUCGAUUGGCUAGUUGACCGUACCUGCACGGUUCUGAACGUGGAGGGCGACGCCUUUGGCGCGGCGCUGCUGCAGCACUUCGUGGACCGCACCGAGGCCAGGGAGGGCCCGGCGUCCGAGCUGACGGAGGUGCGUCUGGACGACGGCAACGGCCCCGCCAAGCCCGAGAACUCGCCCCUCAUCGAGAAGCGCGGCCUCGGGCCCGCGGAGGCCUGCUCGGACCCCUCUGCCCCACGCCCCUGUGAAAAAGAGUCAGUCAUGUAGAGGAGUCAUGUAGUCAUGUAUCGCCCCCUGCUGGAUGGCAGUGGUCACACACCCGCUUCUCAUCCAGACACUUGAAAAGCCAGCCUGAACCUCCGUUCUUUAGCUAUGUCCCAGACUAAGGUGGUAUACAGGGGUUGUCUAUUCAUCUUUUUUCCCCCUCAACUGAAAUCAUGGACUACUCCUUAUUUGAUACGCACCCACACACACACACACACACACAUACAUACACACACACAGA
Messenger RNA from Clupea harengus (Atlantic herring), 2134 nucleotides. RefSeq names its product solute carrier family 1 member 5 (gene slc1a5). Gene Ontology annotation, biological process: L-aspartate import across plasma membrane. Gene Ontology annotation, cellular component: plasma membrane. The record is from RefSeq and is a predicted model, not a curated record. Lineage: Eukaryota; Metazoa; Chordata; Actinopteri; Clupeiformes; Clupeidae. Gene Ontology annotation, molecular function: L-aspartate transmembrane transporter activity; neutral L-amino acid transmembrane transporter activity; symporter activity.